Cannabis sativa is the source of this 1966-nucleotide messenger RNA. RefSeq names its product cytokinin hydroxylase. Bases 47 to 1756 code for a protein of 569 amino acids. Lineage: Eukaryota; Viridiplantae; Streptophyta; Magnoliopsida; Rosales; Cannabaceae. The transcript has 5 exons. The record is from RefSeq and is a predicted model, not a curated record. Gene Ontology annotation, molecular function: oxidoreductase activity, acting on paired donors, with incorporation or reduction of molecular oxygen; iron ion binding; monooxygenase activity.
ACUCAUUUAAUGUACAGUGACCGAAUACAUUUUGUGAAGUGACAAAAUGAUAUCCUAUAAAUUAGAUAUCUCACUGCACUCACUCAUACCAAGUUACCAACCUUCUCUUUCUCUCUGUAUUUUGUUAGUAGAGAUAGUGCUUAUUAGUGAUAUAUUAUUCAGAUUAUUAUUACAUAAGAAAACUCCUCUGUUAAUUUCUUUCUGUAUAAUAAAGAUGGCGAUGGUGGCGAUAGUAGUAGCAGUAAUGGUGGUGAUGAUUAGAGUCGUGUACAACACGGUGUGGUUCUAUUGGUUAAACCCGAGACGCAUCAGAAAAAUCAUGGACCAGCAAGGAGUGCGUGGGCCCAAACCUCGCCUUCUCCUCGGUAACAUCUUGGACAUGGCUGCUCUCAUAGAAAAAUCAACUUCCAACGACAUGAAUUCCAUCAAUCACGACGUCGUUUCGCGUCUAUUACCUCAUUAUUCCGCCUGGUCCAAACAACAUGGGAAACGGUUUAUAUAUUGGAAUGGAAUCGAGCCAAGGAUGUGUUUAACGGAGACUGAUUUGAUAAAAGAGCUGUUAUCAAAAUACAGUAACAUAUCUGGGAAAUCGUGGCAGCAACAACAAGGGUCCAAACAUUUUAUUGGGCGUGGCUUAUUAAUGGCCAACGGUAGAGAUUGGUACCACCAGCGUCACAUCAUUGCCCCUGCAUUCAUGGGUGACAAGCUCAAGAGCUAUGCGGGGUACAUGGUGGAAUGCACUAAGAAGAUGCUCCAAACACUAGAGAAAGAAGUUGACUCGGGUCGAACCGAAUUCGAAAUCGGUGAGUACAUGACCCGACUCACCGCCGACAUAAUAUCUCGUACAGAGUUCGAUAGCAGCUACGAGAAAGGAAAGCAAAUAUUCCAUCUUUUAACGGUUUUACAACAUCUUUGUGCUCAAGCAAGUCGUCGUCUAUGUCUUCCCGGAAGCCGGUUCUUACCAAAUAAGUAUAACAGAGAAAUAAAGUCAUUGAAAUCAGAAGUUGAGAGGUUACUAAUGGAGAUAAUCCAAAGCAGAAAAGACUGUGUUGAGAUUGGGAGAAGUAGCUCGUAUGGAAAUGAUCUUCUUGGUAUGCUACUUAAUGAAAUGCAAAAGCAAAAGAGAGGGAAUAUGGGUUUUAGUUUGAAUCUUCAACUUAUAAUGGAUGAGUGCAAGACAUUUUUCUUUGCUGGACACGAAACUACAGCACUCUUGCUGACGUGGACUGUCAUGUUAUUAGCAAGUAGUCCUACGUGGCAAGACAGGAUUCGUGCUGAGGUCAAAGAAGUUUGCAAAGGCCAACAUCCUACCGUUGAUCAUCUCCCAAAACUUACUUUGUUAAAUAUGGUAAUAAACGAAUCACUGAGGCUAUAUCCUCCUGCUAGUGUACUCCCAAGAAUGGCUUUUGAAGACAUAAAGCUUGGGGAUCUUCUUAUCCCAAAGGGGCUAUCGAUAUGGAUACCAGUGCUUGCAAUUCAUCAUAGUGAGGAGUUAUGGGGUAAAGAUGUAAAUGAGUUCAACCCAGAAAGAUUUGCUUCCAAGUCAUACAUUCCUGGUCGAUUCAUACCAUUCGCUUCCGGCCCAAGAAAUUGCAUCGGUCAAGGUUUCGCCAUUAUGGAAGCUAAGACAAUUUUGGCCAUGUUAAUCUCUAAGUUUAGCUUCACCAUUUCAGAUACUUAUCGCCAUGCUCCUGUUGUUGUCCUUACCAUAAAGCCUAAGUAUGGAGUUCAAGUUUGUUUGAGGCCUCUUAAUUAGUUAGCUAUAUAUAUAUAUAUAUAGUCGGUCAUUAUCAUAUAUUGGACUUCAUUACAAAUUAGAUUAUAUUAAUUAUGAGGCUAUAUAUAUUUCAUAAUUAAUAUGGAUGUUAAUUAAUUGAGUUUUGUUCAGAGAUUGGUAAUUAGGCUUCUUUUGGAGUUUCUUGUAUUAUUCUCGAUAAGCAUAUGGCAAGUUUCAUCUUUACUAUUA